Molecule: messenger RNA, 408 nt
Organism: Clunio marinus
Lineage: Eukaryota; Metazoa; Arthropoda; Insecta; Diptera; Chironomidae
Source: the annotation of a GenBank genome assembly
AUGAAGAAUGUUUGUGCCACUGAUGCGAAGCAUUAUAAAGUUACUUUCAUAUUUCAUGAUAGAAUAUAUGUGUUAAAGUUGGGAGUUUUGGAUGAAGUUCAAAUAUUGGGAUCAUUGUUAGACUAUUUCGUAAUAGUCCUACCUCAACAUUAUCACUCGUUUGCUCAGUACGUAAAAGUUUUACGGCAAACCAACUCUGAAAAGCCACUGACUAGACUUUACAAGAAUUGGACUACUUACGAAAGCAUUUGGAAGCCUGGGAUUUUAUUAUUUUAUGCGAGUGAGCCCAAUGCUUAUACGUGUUAUAAUUCUCAUGACAUUAUUGAAGGAGUCACUUCGCUUUUUAUUCUUCUCGUUCGACUCGUCUUGUCUGACAUGAUUGGAAUAAAAGGAUUGUCGGAAAAGUGA